This is a messenger RNA of Telopea speciosissima, 988 nucleotides long. Its product is annotated as probable fructokinase-5. Gene Ontology annotation, biological process: fructose metabolic process. The record is from RefSeq and is a predicted model, not a curated record. Gene Ontology annotation, cellular component: cytosol. Lineage: Eukaryota; Viridiplantae; Streptophyta; Magnoliopsida; Proteales; Proteaceae. Gene Ontology annotation, molecular function: fructokinase activity. The transcript has 4 exons. Bases 23 to 988 code for a protein of 321 amino acids.
AGAGAGAGGGGGAGGGAGAUAGAUGGCAACUCCAUCGAUAGUUUCAUUCGGGGAGAUGUUAAUCGAUUUCGUGCCAAACGAGGCCGGUGUCUCUCUGGCUGAGUCGAAAGGUUUCCUUAAAGCCCCAGGUGGAGCCCCUGCCAAUGUUGCCUGCGCCAUUACCAAGCUUGGUGGUUCCUCUGCUUUCGUUGGCAAGGUUGGAGGCGACGAAUUCGGUCGGAUGCUGGUGGAUAUCAUAAAGAAAAAUGGGGUAAACGUAGAUGGAGUGUGCUACGACAAGGACGCGAGGACAGCACUGGCAUUCGUAACGCUGAGGGCGGAUGGAGAGAGGGAGUUCAUGUUCUACCGCAACCCAAGUGCGGACAUGCUUCUCAAGGAAUCGGAGCUCAACAUGGGGUUGAUCAAGCAGGCCAAGAUCUUCCACUAUGGUUCCAUCAGCUUGAUCUCUGACCCUACUCGCUCCGCCCACUUGGCCGCCAUGAAAGCCGCUAAGGAAGCUGGUGUCUUGCUUUCCUACGAUCCUAAUCUCCGCCUCCCACUCUGGCCCUCUCCUGAGGCUGCCCGGAAUGGGAUCAAGAGCAUCUGGAACAAGGCUGAUAUCAUCAAGGUCAGCGACGAAGAGCUGCAAUUCAUAGCAGAGGGUGACCCUAUGAGUGAGGAAGUCGUGAAGUCAGUCUGGUACGAAGGGUGUAAGCUCCUCGUUAUCACCUGCGGCGAAAAGGGCUGCAAAUACUACACUAAGUCAUUCAAAGGGAAUGUGAAUGGGUAUGCAGUGAAGGCCGUGGACACAACAGGAGCUGGUGAUGCUUUUAUUGGUGCAUUACUCUACUCAAUCGCUAAAGAUCCUUCAAUCUUAGAGAAUGAAGAGAAGCUGAAAGAGGCCCUUCAAAUAUCAAAUGCUUGCGGAGCUAUCGUUACGACCCAGAAAGGAGCAAUUCCUGCACUUCCAGACAUGUCUACCGCCCUUGCACUCAUCUCCAAGUCUUAG